Messenger RNA from Rhagoletis pomonella (apple maggot), 7518 nucleotides. RefSeq names its product pneumococcal serine-rich repeat protein-like. Lineage: Eukaryota; Metazoa; Arthropoda; Insecta; Diptera; Tephritidae. The record is from RefSeq and is a predicted model, not a curated record.
GACUAUGGCCACACCGUUUUCACUGUCUUAAGUACCACCUCCUCGCGUAGCACGUCCAUACAUCCACACACACAAACGAAUAGCGUCAUCCUCAACCACAACAUGUCCUCUUCGAUAUGUCCACACUUCACGCAGAACGCGUGGAAGAAAGACCUCUGUUCUAACUGCUUUAAAUCCAAAGACGAGCACAAGCCCGGUAAUUCCACAUACACAUCUAAAUACUCUAGCGCCAUGGAUAGAACGAAGUUCGCCUCUAAUUUAAUGUCCAAAAACGAUUUGGACAGCAAAAAGACUGAUUACCCAAACAAAUAUAAAUCACCUGCAAAGAGCAUCAUGAAAAAAUCCUUUGCUUCGCUUAAAUCGAAAACCAGCAAAGGUAAAUCGCAUAAGGUAUCCUUUCCGAAAAAUAUCUCAGAAGUCAUCGGCAUCGGUGGCGAAUGGUCCGACAAUGAUUCCGAUGACGAUGAUGAUCAUGAUUUCAUGAAUAUCGGCAAUGAACGCGACGACAAUGCCGCCACCAGCACCGACGACGAGGAGACACUCGAGCUGAAGCGCAUCACUCGCGCCAACACCGACUUCAAUAUGAACAACGGCAACUUGCUGGGCGAUCCGCAGGAAAACAUUAAGCGUUCGUUUGCCGCGCUAAAGCUUGGUGCACCACAAGUCGACAAGGAGGGUAAAAAGCAAACGCUCAAGAUAAAUGUAAUGCCAUUUGGAGCCACAGCCACAACUGAUUCCGCCAAGACAGCGCCUUCGAUUACCGCCACAACAGUGAAGGCCAAAUUUGAGACGAAAGUAAAUGAACCAAGCGAACCGGCGGUGGUAAAGCACUGUGCGACGAUUGUUAAGUCAAUGAAGAAGCCAGCGACUGCAACAGCAUCGGCAUCGGCAUCGGCAUCGGCAUCUCCAACGACGACGACCGCAACAAAGAUAACAACUGCAGCUGCAGCAACAGCAACAGCAACAGCAACGAAAACAGUAACGUCUUACAUGGCUUCCAGCGCAAGCAGUUUGUUGAGCGGACAGGCGAAACAAGAAGCAUUGGCAUCGAGCGAUAGCGAUGGCAAGAAUAGUCCGCCCAUCGAACGGGCCAUGGAAAAAUCGCUGCUGGACGAAAUCUCCGAGACACUCGAAAAGAAGCAGAGCGAAUGCAAGAAACUGGCAAGCGAAAUGGAGGUGAGCACCAACACUGCGAACAACAGCAGCAGCAACAAUAGCACAAACAACAACACAAAUGGUAUAAGCACAGUAACGACAGCUACCACAACGUCGAAGAUUAAAUUCGAGAUUAGCAGCUUGAGCGAUACUAUGGAGAAUAAACCAUUUCCUGAGCUUAAGAAGCCGAUCGCACGCAAUCCACCUAUUACAAAGGAUCAUGCCAAACCCAAAAUAAGUGUCUUCCAUAAAUACUCGGACAGCGAUAGCAAUUGUUCGGACAACGAGAAUGGCAUCUCGGCGUACUACGAUGUUGUCGAAACGCAAAUAAGCUACGAGAAUCUGCCAGACGGCAAAUGUGAUUUACAAGAUAAACCAGCUGUGGCCAUUAUUGGAUCUACGACCACAGUGCCAGCAGCGGAGAAUAAGUGCAAUAAGAGUGCAACUAGCAACAAUGAUUCUUCCAUCUUCACCAGCUCCCAGUACAUAACGGACAUGCUGCUGUCGUCGAAGACGCGUGCUGCCUCGUAUAAUCUGCACGAAGGCAACUUUAUGACCAGCAAAAUAACAUCUGAUGGCAUAAUUGUGACCAAGUGUAGCUCGGACGACGCGCUCGACUCGACGGGCAGCAGUUUUGAUGGCAGCAGUGAUGAGGAAACCUCGUACAAUAUGAUUCGCAGCGAAUCGGACUCUGGCAUAGGCAUCAGCAUUGGCAAUGAAUACAAGAACUGCGGCGCCGAAAAAGAACGCGUGCGUGUUGAGAAGAAGCUGAGUGUUAGCACCAAUAACUCAGACUAUGAGGAUAUACAAGUGGCCAAUCAAACCAACACAACAAAACCAAAAGCUGCUACAGUGGCUACAGCGAAGACUGCAUUUAUUUUAGAUAAGAGCAGAGAAUUGCAUGGUGAGCCGGAUGGUAGCGCGGAUCCAGAUGGCAGUUUGGAAAACAAAGAGACAAAUACGACUCAGCAACAGUCACAGCCACAGCAGCAACCACAACCGCUGCCUGCAUUGCCUAAAUCGCCACCACCUACGAAAAUAAUUGAUGCGCGUCCCUCAUUUCUACAUGGACUGCAGAAACAGCAUCCGCCCAUUUUGUUGAAGAAACCUGACCUGCCAGCAAAACCGGUGGUGUCACCAACCUGUACGCCGCUCAAGGCAUUUGUUGGCAAACGUACUCCGACAAGUGCCGAGCAGCAGGUCAUCAAUCAAUUACACAUGGUCAUGUCAAAAUCUAACGAAAACCUGAACUUGAGCUCAGUGACGCCAGACGCAUUGAAAGAUGAUGCCAAGUUAAAGAAGGGCAGAGCGCCAAAUCCACCGCCCGAACAGAAAACGAGCGCACCACCAACACCCGAACGUGACUACAAUGUUGCACUAGAAUUUAAUCAGACACGCGGCUCAUCCAACGAUGUGCCAGUGGAAGAGACGAUUUCUAAAAAAGUCGCAAGCGCAGAACAACAGUCAGCGCCGUCGCCUUCCGCCCAAACUCAAAAAGAGUCCAAAUCAAAUAACGAUUGUAGCGUUGAUGUGAAAAAAAACAAAGAUCGCGCCGAAACUGAAAAGUCUGCCACCGCGAGUUGUCAGUCAUCCAGUGAACAAACACCUACAUCAGCUGCAAGCAAAACCACCACAGGCUGCCCCAUCAUCGCCGCAGCAGUAUCGAACCCAGCAGGCGUUUACACGCGCAGGGCAACACUGACUACAACGAACGCUACACACAACAAUAAUCCGAACAAUGCCAAAAACGCCUCUUCGCCGGUGAUACGGGAGAAGGAUAAACGUGAACGCGCCACUGUCAAUCCCAAGUUCCGCAGCCUCAAUACAUUCGUUACGCAACGCAGCAAUGCGCUAAAGAACAUGCAGCUACAAACGGCCACAUCAUCGCUUAGCCUCAAGCAGUCGCUCACACCAGAGCCAUUGCCAAAGAAUCACAAGAACCUGUCAUUAUCCGAGGAGUGUCUGACCGAUCUGACACACACAAAUACGACGGUGAAUCUGCCAACAUUGCCGCCGACAAGUGACAAAAAGUUGACGCCUCAGCAACAGCAACAGCAACAGCAACCGCAGCAAACGCCGCCACAAAAGACCAAAACGAAAUUUUCGAUCAAGAAAUUUUUGCGCAUGGGUGCCAGCAAAACGACAGACAAUCUGCACAAGAAGGACAGCAUUUACUCGGAGAUUUGUACGGGUGAGGAGGCGGGUGUCGUGGGUAAGCCACGCUUAGUGAUCAUCCAUCCGAUCGACAUUAAUCCGACAGCAGUGGAAGUGGUCAAAGACAUAACGAAGACCAAUGAUGCGGUAGCAGUCCAAACGGUGGCCGUGGUGACGGCUAAGCCACCGGCACCGCCACUGCGCAACAUAGACGCACAACGUUCGCACGAGCUAAACAAGCCGGCACGUCCGCCGCCACCAAAGAGUGCAGAACUGCGCCGGAAGCAGGCAAUCAUUGGACUGAAUGCCAUAUCGAUGACGGUGACAGAUGCACCCAACGGUCGGAAGGCUGGCGCAAUCACUGCGAGCGAGGCAGGUGGCUCUAUGAAAUGCAAGUCGGACAAUGUUUAUGCCAAUUUAGGCGAAAUUCGCUCAUCGAUUGCACCGCGCAAGCCCGAACGUACGGCUAGCAUGCGGGAGCGUGAAGCACAAUUGGAAUUGGCACGUAAACGACACGCCGGAGCACGUAGUGACAACGCCGAUACUAUCUCGAUUUGCUCGUCAAACGGUGAUAAUGUAUCGUUCGAACACAACAGCUCCAACACUAGCAACAACAACCACAAGCAUACUUCAACCAAUCCCAAUGGUGCAACCGCAAUCAAUACCGUCGUCAACAACAUUAACAACAGCAACAGCGGCAAGAGAAAUUCAAACGCAAACAAUUUACCCACAUUGAGUCCACAACUCUCACCGGCCGAUAGAGCUGUCACGCCCACAACGCCAGCGGGCGAUGGCAAACCACCGACCGGUAGCCGUACGAGUACCUUUGAACGUCGCAAAAGUGACCCAAAAAUUGCUAUCGCCAAUAAAUUGGAAAUUUUUGAAAAUCGCGCAGCCAACAAUGCACUGAGUAACAACACAACAGCAAUGAAUGGUGGUGCCGCUGCCUCACUCAACCAGCACAAUGAAGGGCGCCCAACCAGCUUGAAGGAUUCGGUACGUAAAAUUAACAGUACAAUCGACAGCUACUUGAAGGACAAGCGCGACUAUGAGAAUAUGUAUGAAAUGGUCAAGAGUCCAUCUUCGCCACCGUUGCCGCCGACGCGCUCCGUCGAUUUGUCGCCCGGCCAACGUUUGUUGCCGCCACGUCGGAACAAUAACAACAAUAGCAACCUGUACUCAGACACAAUGUCGGUGGCGAGCUAUACACGCAGCGAAUAUGGCCCCGGCCGUAACUUUGGGUUGAACAACAGUUUAGCCAACAUUCCACGCAUUAUUUCAGCUUCAUAUUGUGGCAGUGAGGUUGGCGAAUUCGAAAUCUAUGCGCCGUACAGUUAUUAUGGCAGCGAGGCAGGCGGUGAUGUAGCUACCGAUAUUAAUGAUAGUGUAUGGGGCAUACCAUCGGCCAUCAAACAUCGUGCAAAGGCUACAAAUCGUUUGCGCAUGCGCAAAGGUCGCAGUGUUGUACACAAAACCAUAGAGGACAAUUACACCGCAGUGGUCGUGGCAAAUCACGAAGCCUUAGCACAGGUGCUCGAUCAGCUCCAACAGACACCCGUCAUUCCACCCGCACUGCGUCCCCUAGCCAACGCCAUUAAUUUACGCUUUGAGGAUUUCACCAUACUGGAUGGCGCGCAAGCAUUUGUUGUCGGCAAGAAAGCCUUCCAUGCGGCACUCUGGACCACAGCGCCCGUCACCUUGGCGCUUUCGGCAGACUGUAAUCAGCUUUCAGGUGUUGGCGGUGAAUUGAAUCAGCUAUCGGGUGGCGUCUGUGGUGUACUUAAUCCAAUUACGGAAUUCUGUGAUUUGGUGCCCAGCUAUCACUUGCCGUUAAUGCCCUCGACAGCUGUGACCUUGUUACAGGCUACGAUUUCGGUACUGCCACGCUUGCAAUUGGACACGCUACAAUCGAUCGGCGCCAUACUCAAAGGCAAAUCGCAGGUGUUGGACAAAAGCAACUUCAAUUUCCGUGGUUCCAUACCGAAUUUGGCUGCUAGUGGAUUGAAGGAUAGCGCUACCAUAAAUACAUUACGGAAUGUGGUAUCUGUGCAAAAUCUGAGCACUUUGAACGAAGAGUCCUCGUUAGAGAAGUGUGGUAGCAGUUCGUUGGAGGCAGCCGGGGAUAGCGCUACAAUGCUGGGCAUGCCAGCAUUCGACGAUGUCAUGACACGUGAAGUGGCUUUUAUAAUGCUGCAGCUGGUGAAUGGCAUGAAGAAUUUGCAGGCCAAAGCGAUCGAGGAGAUGCCGCUGAGCUUAUCGAAUGUAGUUCUAUCCAAGGAUGUGGAGAAUAAGGAUGCGCAGGCACGUCUCUGCGUGUUACAAGGCAACAACAAUGACGAGGACGAACCCAUGGGUACACUCUGCAAAUGCGCACACAUCGCGCUCACCGAACUGCUGCCGCCAACUAAGGUUACGCCCAUUGUUGCCGAUAUAUUGUUGCAAGAACGCGCCGAAUCGCUAUCAAAAUCCAAAUCGGUACUGGAAUUUGUGCUUUGGGGUCCAUCAGAUGUGGUGCUUUCAGGUACGACUAAAGAACGUGAACUUGCAUUGCAACGUUGGUUGGAUCUAGAACGUGCCACGGUUCUACACGGUCUAGUGCGUACGCGUGUCGAGCUAACUGUCUACGAUGAAUGCCAUUUGAUGUUCUUGGUGCGUUCAACAGCAAAAAUGAUGAAUGAUGCGGCCAAAAUUGUAUGCAACUAUCAACAGCCAUUAGCCGAGCUGGGACAGCAACAACAGCAAGGGGAAUGAAGUGGUUAUUUUCGACUUGAGGGCGUUCGUUGCAAUACGAGUUUAGGAUUUACAUAUGUAAUGUAUACUUAAGUAAUAGAGGUUUUCAUGAUGUAAAUAUUAGAACAGAGAAACAAAUUAUCUGCGUAGUAACGUUAAUGGGAAGCUUAAAAGUUUCUAAACUUUUUCUCUGGUCCUUUUUGUAACAACUCGCUAAUCGAUUUCCAAAAUUCAAUUCAAGCAAAAUGUGCAUCCUAGCAAAAUUAAACCCACAGGCACUUUUCGAUUAGAUCGUAUAUUGUCGGUGAUACUGCAAUACGGUCUAUGGCGCCUGUUACACGAUCAAUACGGGUCGCGAUUGAUGGAUCUUAAAAUAUUGAUGAAUUGUGAGUGUGUGCUAAACGUUCAAUAUUUAUCGCGUCAGUAUUUGCAUAGUUCUUGUGGUGAACGCUUAUUAUGGCGCAAAAAAAAAUUAUUUUUUACCAAUAAUUUACAGGUAAUGGAAUGCAUUAUUAUAUAUAAUUCUUUAAAAAUUUGCAAUGUUAAUUUAAAUGCUUUAAAUUUACUUUGAAAAAUUUUAAGCGCCAAGAACAAAUACGUUUGCGAUGUUCGCAUUAUGAGAGUACAAGUUGUACUCACGAAAUGUAUGGAUCACGUUUUAAAUAUGCUACAACUUCAAUAUUUAUUUCGCGAUCCGCGAUCUGUGAUCCGGAUUCCUAGAUAUUUUACUAUCCGUAUCACGAUGUAUCAAUAUUUGAUGCUACACCUUCAAUAAAUAUCAAGAUCCUUAUAUUUGGAUGGCGAACCGUAAUGAUGGUGUGACAGGCACCUAUGUCAAUUAGUACCCUGUCUAUUAGUAAACUGUCAACUGUUCGUUGAAAAGAUGAACGAUUAACAGAAGCGAUACAGAGAUGACACGUCAUUUAUCACCGACGAUAUGCUGGAGACAUUGUAAAUGUUUCUCUAUUGUUACGCAACAUUUAUUUCGUACUAUAUUUUGGCCGUAAUUGUGUGCAACAUGAACUUAUAAAAACUACGACCACGAAAAAUUUAAACCGAAUUAUAAUUUCCGGCACCAUGUCGCCCAAACUAACAUUCGCUGCGCAAUAUUUAGUUUUCACGGAAAUGUUGCGAAGGAUUUAUAUUUAAAUUUUUUCAAAUCUUGAUAGCGUUAUUUCGCAAGAAAUACUAAUAAUCUAACAACGUCGGCUGCAAGCAACAUUGUUGCCGAGAAAAUAUUGUUAACAACAUGGUCUUAACCACUGUAUGCCAGCUGAAAAUUCAUUAAAAAUAUGCUCUCUAUAAAACUAAUAUUAUUUCGCAACUUUGACAACAUUAUUUACCGUCAUUCCGUUACAAAUUUGUGAAUAAAAAUUAAUUUUGAUGCCCGUUAAUUUACUUGGAAACAGCAUCGUGAAAACUAUUUAUAACGAAUAACAAAAACCGAAUCUUCAAACAGUUGUGUGCGUUUAAAAGAAA